AUUGUGUAGAUGAUCGAAAUCUUACAUUAGAGAGGGUAUAAGUGAGUGCUGUGUAUUAUAAAUGGAAGUACAGGUUGAUUUUGUAUUUAGUUAUUUACUAAGAAGCGAUUAUUUUAAAUUAUACUUUAAAAUCAACAUUUUAAACAUCUUCUCUGCUAGAAUUGAAUCAUUAGGUCACAUUUUUAUAUGCUUUCGAAGCUCUUAUAGGUUCAAUGUAUACUCACAAAUCAAGUUACAGAUUCAGCUCUGAGCUGUUUAGUGUAUAAAUUUGGUCAGUCGAAGGGGAAAGCCCACAUGAACAGAAUGCAACGCUAACAAGUAAGUAAUGUUUUCGACCCAAGACAGUAGGUGGAAAAACAUCGACGGUCAAAAAUUAUUUCAGAAUUAUUUAAGAAAAGUGAAGGCCAGAGGUAAAUCAUAAACUGUGCACGGAAGACGCAUUUCCUUGUUCCGUGAUAUUUUCCGUCCAGGUCGGAAAUAUCAUUUAAUUUUAUAAUUUUGUGCUGAUAUUGUUUGAGUUCAAUACAAAAAUUCAGUUUUCUGUUGAAAAGAUAAAAAUACUGCAAAACCACCGAUACAAACUAAUAUGAAGUAACAUAGUUAUAUUUCAGGUUAUUAUGUCAGGUUACAAAAUUUUUAUAUGACUGAUUCCGGUUCAAGAUGGCGAUGGGUAGUUUUAAUCGCUUGCUUCGUAUCAGCGAUAUGUAUUUCAAUAUUUUACUAUGCCUUUGGAACAUUUGUAUUGUAUUGGAUAGACGAAUUUUCAGCAACAACUGCUUCUGUAGCGGCCGUUUCAAGUGCGGGACCAGCGAUUGCUUCAAUUGCAAGUCCCUUCGGUUGUUUUUGUGUUGAAAAAUUGGGAUAUAGAUGGACUCAUGUCAUUGGAGGAAUCAUGAUGAUGACGGCAUUUGCAACUUCCUCGUUUGCACAAACAUUAUCUCAAUUAUUUUUUACGUAUAGCAUUUUAGGAGGUCUGGGAUUUUGUUUCUGUCUUACUUCAUAUAUCAACGCUGUUAUUGAACAUUUCCUUGACGAAAAAGCUCUUGCAUUUGGCUUGAUAUCAAGCGCAUUUGGAAUAGCAAGCUUUGUAUUUCCAUUGUAUUUUGAAGCACUAAUUGAACCAUAUUCGUGGAGAGGGGUUAUGUUAAUAACUUCAGGUUUCUUCGGCAACAUGAUUGUUAGUGGUCUACUCCUCUAUCCCGUUGAUGCAUCCCCACCACUACCUUCUUUCUCAUGUAGGAAGCAAAAGCAAAUUGAUACAAGAACGAGUCCGUCAUCACUGAUCUUAGAAGACAGCAAUAUUUAUAAGGACGGCCUACAAACAUCAAUAACAAGUAUCCUUCUUGCCAACGAAAGCAGGUCAACAUCGAUAGAUGCCACAAGACGUAAACAAACCGACGAUAUCCUCAACAAUGACCAAUCACAGGCAAUAAAGAAUAAUAAAAACGAUUGUAGUGACUUGCCACGCGUCGAUAAAAAAUUAUCAUAUUUUCAAGUAACUAAAAUAUUGGCAAGCAGUUGGUCGUUUUAUCUAGUGGUUAUCCAUAAUACAGUAUUGUAUAUGGGCAUUUUCAUUGUUCUCAGUUUGACAACAGCAAGAGCAUCGUACGAUUUAAAUUUAACAGAAGAGCAAGCUGCUCAAAUAGUUUCAACGUUUGGAAUCAACGCAAUAUUUCGUAUAUUGUAUGGUCUACUAUCGAGAUGGAAGGUUGUUAAAACAUACAAUGUGUAUUUCUCAUGCUUCAGCCUUGCUGGAGUUUUAACUUUACUUUCCGUAUUUGCCAAAUCAUUCACCAUGCAAAUUGUUUACGGUCUCUGUUGGGGUGCUAUGCUUGCAGGAUUGACUCACUAUCCAGUUGUGGUGUAUGAAAUUUUUGGAUCUGAAUUUUUUAAUAUUGCGUUCGGCUAUCUUGAAGUUAUGCAUGGAAUCGGUGUUAUCACGGGUACAAUCAUUGGAGGAAUACUCUUUGAUGUAACAGGUUCCAGCGUAUCGACUUUCAUUUUUGCCGGACUAUCCUUACUUGUUGGAUCAUUUAUUCUGCCCAUUGGAUUAUGGUUAACUGGACAAAUCAAACUGUUGGAUUUUUAGUUGGCACAAUUCAUUGAACCUCGAAUCUAACAGAAGUGUAGAGAUGUUCAGGAAAUGUCAAACACGAAUGUAAUGUCAAAUGUGUGAAUGAUCAUGGAAUUCGUCUAAUCAUUUUACUAUGAUCAUUUACAUAAGGAUUUUUAAAAAGUGACUGAAAUAAAACAAGUUUUGCUCUAAUCUUAAA
Messenger RNA from Styela clava, 2273 nucleotides. RefSeq names its product monocarboxylate transporter 12-like. Gene Ontology annotation, biological process: transmembrane transport; monocarboxylic acid transport. Lineage: Eukaryota; Metazoa; Chordata; Ascidiacea; Stolidobranchia; Styelidae. The record is from RefSeq and is a predicted model, not a curated record. Gene Ontology annotation, molecular function: monocarboxylic acid transmembrane transporter activity.